AUGGAUGCCGAUAAUACUAUAUCCAUUUUUGAGAAAGGGGCGGAUUUUGAAAAUGGCGAUCACCACCAACUCCUGCUCGGUGGAGAAGAAAUUACUUCCAAGAAAGGAAAUGGAAUUCCCAAUGGAAGCACAGAAGUUGAAGGAUUGAACAAGAAUCUAGAAAAUAAUCUGGAGUUGAGCGAUGAUGUAACUCUUGAUUCUUCUGUAGAAGGAGUCUUGGACGAAUCUUCAAUGCCACCUAAAAGCAUUUCCGUCACCAUUUCCAAGGACCUUGGAGUUGAGGAGUCAGAAGAGUGUAAGAAUUCUAAAUCACAGAAGGGCAUGGGCAAGGCCAAGAAUGGGAAGUCCGUAUGCAUCAGACAUGGGAAAGAUGUGGCGAAAUCUUCUGUUGGUUCAAAUGGUUCAGGCGAUCAAAAAUCAUGUCCGAAACAGUUGUCUGUUCCCCAAACAAGGAGUAGGUCAAUUAAUGGGAAGCAAGCUGCUGAUGACUCAAAAACAGCAUCUCCUCGAAGUCCUAUAGCUGGAGAUGCCAAACCCCAAAGAUUGGGUGCUCUUCCUAACUAUAAUUUCAGUUUUAAAUGCAAUGAAAGAGCUGAGAAAAGAAGAGAGUUCUAUACGAAACUUGAGGAAAAGAUCCACGCGAAGGAAGCAGAGAAGAGUAAUUUGCAAGCCAAAACUAAGGAAACCCAGGAAGCUGAGAUUAAAAUGUUAAGGAAGAGUUUGGCAUUUAAAGCAACACCAAUGCCAACCUUUUAUCAGGAACCUCCACCACCGAAGCUGGAACUAAAGAAGAUACCUCCAAAGAGAGCCAAAUCUCCCAAGCUUGGUCGGAAAAAGACUUCAUCUAUUGCCAACUCUGAGGAAGAUGGUGCUUGCCCAGUUAGGCUAAGCUUGGGUGAAAAUUUGUCACAAAAUAAUCCCGACAAAGGACCACCUCUCGUUCAUGUUAAGAAGCCUCUACGGAAGUCUCUUCCUAAGUUGCCCUCCGAGAAAACCAGCUUUUCCAAUGAGAAAAGAAAAUCUACAUCUCGCAAGAUCAGCGUUUCCAAGGAAACAAAUGAAGCUGCAAAUGAUACACUAAUAGAGGAGGAAAGAACAGGUGCUGAGCAAAGCUUGAGUCAGCCCAAUGGAGAUGAAGUGCUUGUUAUUGAAGCUCAAGAACAGAAUGUGUGA
Fraxinus pennsylvanica is the source of this 1173-nucleotide messenger RNA. The record is from the annotation of a GenBank genome assembly. Lineage: Eukaryota; Viridiplantae; Streptophyta; Magnoliopsida; Lamiales; Oleaceae.